CGAAAUGCAAUGACGUGUGAAGUAUACGCAGAGUAAAAUAGAUUAUAUACACGGUGGAUAAUAAAACUUAAAACUUGAAAUUGAUUUUCUGAUUCGCUUUACUUUAAAGUUUAUACACGCAAACGAAAAAUUUAUUCAUGAAAUUUGUUUUAAACUUCGUGUUCGGACAUUGAUGUUGUUGAAUAGCUUAAAUUUAACAAAAGGAAGUAGAUGUUACAAAACGGUUAGCGUCAUUCAAACGAUAAAAGUGGUCAGUGUUUACGUGUGUUUUUUUUAAAUAUAAUUAUAUAUUAUUUGGGAUAGGAAAACACCUAAAAUAUAGAAGAAACUAGCAACGGCUAUGAUUCACGAGGUAAGAUUAUGUCGGAUAGCAGCUAAAUAAAGAGUGACUUUAUAAAGUCUGGUUAUAAAGUAAGGACUUAUAUAAAAAUAUUGUGGAAAUCGUGCACAGUACACGUGAAUACCGUGCAGAAUGGGAUCUCUAACGUCAAAAGUGUCUAAAGCCCUCUCAUCCUGGAAGAACUGUCCGGCUAGGAUCGCUAUGAUAGGUCUAGAUGGCGCAGGUAAAACCACUAUAUUGUAUAGGUUUAAAAUGAACGAAACCUUAACAACGAUACCGACUGUAGGAUUCAAUGUAGAAACACUAUCACCCAUGAAGGGCCUCACUCUUACUGUAUGGGAUAUGGGUGGACAGGACCGCAUGAGGCCCCUAUGGAGAAUGUAUCUUAGAGGAACUGACGGUGUGAUAUUUGUAGUGGACAGUGCCGACUUAGAACGGAUCCAGGAAGCGAAAGAAGAAUUAAUGCGCGUGCUGGAUACACCGGAAAUGAGAAACGUCCCUCUUGUGGUCGUUGCUAACAAACAAGAUCUCCCAGGUGCCGCUGAUUCAAGCCGUAUUGCAAAAUAUCUUGGUUUACAUCAAAUGGUGUCACGACGCUGGGUUAUCCAUGACGCAUGUGCAACAAAUGGGCACGGAAUCGGCGAAUCAAUGGAAUCAUUAGCUAAAAUAGUAAAGGAAUUUAAAUCUAAGCACCGAUGAAGCAAUUUGUUUUCUUCGUUGUAUCAACGUGUGUUUUAAAUCUUAAAAUCUCUGCUCGAUCUUGAACAGCGUACCUGGAAACACGUGUCAAAUCGGUGUCUGUAACAAGACACACUAACGACCGCGUAGUUCAAGUCGUUCUAUGAAGACACUUCAUGUCUGUUCUACGAACUUCAUGUCCGUGCCCUUGAAUUACUCGAAAAAAAACACCACCAAACAAAAAAACAACCCGAGUGAAUACAUGGUACACGUAUAUUAGACUAUCAAAAUGAUGAAUGAAUGUGAAUAAAUGUGAUUUCAAUCAAAACUUUACACUGUAAAAUGUUUCUAGUCAUUGUCUUAAAAUGUUUACAUAUAUGAUAUCAUUAUUGACAUUGUUAUUGUUUCGAUCGUUGAAACCAUAAAAACUACAUAAAUAAUUACAAUAAUGGUAGAUCUAUUUACUGAAUAUCAUAAAAAAUUGCUAUAAGCUCGAGACUUUUUUGUUAAUGUAGCGAGGGACGUGCGUGUGCGCACCAGCAUCAUCCGUAAUCUCUGUGUAAAACUGUUGACUGCAUUGAAAAUACUUGCAGUAAGCUAUAAAAACGCAAUAAAUAUUUAAAGAA
This is a messenger RNA of Ruditapes philippinarum (Manila clam), 1644 nucleotides long. RefSeq names its product ADP-ribosylation factor 3-like. The record is from RefSeq and is a predicted model, not a curated record. Bases 473 to 1039 code for a protein of 188 amino acids. The transcript has 5 exons. Gene Ontology annotation, cellular component: cytoplasm; plasma membrane. Lineage: Eukaryota; Metazoa; Mollusca; Bivalvia; Venerida; Veneridae. Gene Ontology annotation, biological process: intracellular protein transport; vesicle-mediated transport. Gene Ontology annotation, molecular function: GTPase activity; GTP binding.